GUGAUGCUUUUCCGUGGACUAUUAGUCUGCAUCAUUUCAGCAUAUAUACUCUUCUUGGACAACAGAUGACACUUAAUUUAGUGGAACCAAUGGGCUGUACUUCUACUUUAGCUGUUACUUCACAGAAGCUGCUUGCUUCGGGGCCAGAAUCCAGACACUCAUUUGUUGUCUGCCUCCAUGUCGACCUUGAGUCCCUUGAAAUAAAAUGCUCCAACCCCCAGGUGCAGCUUCUGUAUGAACUGGCUGAGAUCACAAGUAAAGUUUGGAAUAAAAUUCAGAGGAAAGGAAUUCUGUAUCAGUCUUCUGUCUAUACUGAAACCAUGACAGGACCUGCUCCUCCUAGCUCUCCAGUUAAAAGCAGUAUUGGUACUGCUCCACCAGAUACCAGCACAUACAGCCCAUCUGCUGACAUUGGGACCACUACAGAGGGUGAUUCCCUUCAGGGUGGUGAUGAUUCUCCAUUCUCAGACUCCAUUACAUUGGAACAAACAACGAGUAAUAUUGGAGUCUCAAGCGGACGUGUCAGCCUAUGGAUGCAGUGGAUGUUGCCAAAAAUUACUAUAAAAUUGUUUGCUCCUGAUCCUAGAAAUAAUGGCACAGAAGUUUGUGUUGUCAGUGAAUUAGAAGAUCUCAGUGCCUCAGUGGAUAUGCAGGAUGUCUAUACCAAAAUCAAAUGUAAAAUAGAAAGCUUCAAUAUUGAUCAUUACAGAAACAGCCUUGGGGAAGAUUCUUGGUCUCUGGGGCAAUAUGGAGGUGUGUUCCUUUCCUGUACUGACAAGCUGAACAGACGUACCUUGUUGGUUCGACCCGUCAGCAAGCAGGACCCUUUCAGUAACUUCUCCGGCUUCUUUCCCUCUACAACUGCAAAACUUUUAGAUGGCUCACACCAACAACAUGGAUUUCUUUCUCUCACUUACACCAAAGCUGUGACAAAAAAUGUCCGGCACAAACUGAUACCAAGAAAUGAACGAAGAACAUUCCAUAAGCUAUCAGAAGGUCACACUGAUGGUUCUCCUCACUUUCUUCAUGAGAUCCUUCUUUCUGCUCAGGCCUUUGAUGUGGUCCUCUGUUUUCCAUUGCUUAAUGCGAUUGCAAGCAUUUUUCAAGCCAGGUUGCCGAGGAGUCAAAAGGAGAAAAGAAAAUCACCAGGCCAACCUAUGAGGACUCAUGCUGUAACUUCCCGCAACUUGCCUCUGAUUUAUGUCAACACUGGUGUAAUUAGAGUCUUCUUUCCCCAAAAUGAGGAAGAUCGUCAUAGUGCAGAAGCUAAUCCAGCAAUUAAAGAAGACACUUUGGUUCUCAAGAUUGGAUCUGUCUGUAUGGCUCCUCAGGCUGACAACCCUCUUAGUAGAGCUGUGCUCAGAAAAGACAUUUAUCAGAGAGCACUGAAUCUAGGAAUACUUCGAGACCCUGGAUCAGAGGUUGAAGACAGACAGUAUCAAAUAGAUCUUCAAUCUAUAAACAUUGGUACUGCUCAUUGGAAUCAGUUGAAACCAGAAAAGGAAAACGGAAAAGGAGGGGUUUUGACGGAGAGUGAAAGAAAUUCUCAAAAUCCAGCACUUGAAUGGAACAUGGCCAGUAGGUUGUUGGAUACAGAAUUUUUUCACCACAGAGUUUUAAUGCAUGAAUUUAAAUACUAUGCAGGCUACAGGACAGCUAUUCAUAAAGUGAAGGGCAUCCACAGCAUAAGGCGGCAUCAGGAGAGGAGAGCAAUUUUAACUCCAAUUUUAACAGAUUUCACAGUUCGAAUAACUGCAGCUCCUGCAAUUAUUUUUACAAAAAUUGAUGCUGCAGAGAACUUACACCCAGAGGAAAUUUUGGUGUGUGGUCAUUCUUUGGAGGUGAAUGUGACGACAAACCUGGAUUUCUUCCUCAGUGUGGCUCAAGUACAACUUCUUCAGCAGCUGGUACAAGCCAAUGUGGUUGGACUGGAACCUUCCAGUAGCACCACUGAG
Messenger RNA from Pelecanus crispus (Dalmatian pelican), 1955 nucleotides. The record is from RefSeq and is a predicted model, not a curated record. NCBI's taxonomy places the organism in Eukaryota, Metazoa, Chordata, Aves, Pelecaniformes, Pelecanidae.